AUGGAGGUCAAAAUGUUAUCUCGUAAAAUGGUGAAGCCAGCAAAUCCAACACCAGACCACCUUGUAGCCUCCAAGGUGUCGUUUUUCGAUCAGAUGCAGCCUCCGGUCUACAUUCCCUCAAUUUACUUUUUUAAGUCCGGGAGUACUUGCAGAGACCGCUUAGAAGCAUCGUUGUCAGAGACUCUGACACGGUUCUAUCCGCUAGCUGGAAGGCUAUCCGUUGAUGGAACAUCUGUCAAUUAUAACGAUGAAGGGAUCGAGUACUUGGAAGCUGAAGUGCUUGAUGUAACACUAGCUGAAUUGCUCGAGAAAGCUCCUACUAAUCUUGAACUUUUGCAUGGCCUUGUUCCAUGGGACGUGCAAAAGGCUACGUUGGACAAGUCCGCGAUUAUGGGCAUACAAUUGACUAUGUUUAAGUGUGGCGGACUAGUUAUAAGUACGGUCACUUCACAUAUAAUGCUUGAUGGAUUCUCAGGAUCCACAUUCUUUCGUGAAUGGUCUGUUGCUUGUAGAGCUGGACUUAGUGAAGUGAUGGUUCCGAAUUUUGGCAUGCCUUUAGUAUUUCCAAGAAAAGACCUAUCCGGAUUGAUCAAGCCUAGUGGCUCUCCGUUUAUGAGGAAUGUAAAGAUUGUUACAAAGAGGUUCGUGUUUCAUCAGAAAACGAUAGUUGGCCUAAAGUCAGAGGUCAGGGCCAGCAGCAAAAAUGUUCUGAGCCCUUCGCGUGUGGAGGUUAUUGCUUGUGCUGUGUGGAAGGUUUUGAUCAGCAUUGAUCAAUCAAAUCAUGGAAUUUUAAGGGAUUCAACGCUCUGCACUUCAGUGAACUUGAGGGGAAGAACCGGAAUCAAAGAAAUUCCCCAAAAUGUUUUUGGCAAUUUUUACUUCCAAAUUCCUACCAGAUUCAAGACUGAAAACAUUACAAAACCUGAAGACCUGGAGUUGCAUCAGUUGGUGAGUUUGUUUAGUAGCACCAUAAAAACCGAAAUCAUGGACUGCUCCAAAAUUUCAGACCCGAACGAGCUAAUGGCAAAAGUAGCCAAAAAUAUCAACAUUAUACGCGAAGACAGGGGAAAUAACAGGGUAAACUCCAGGUUUUUUAACACAUUAUGCAACUUCCCAAUGUACGAUGUUGAUUUCGGGUGGGGGGAACCAGAGUGGGUUGGUGUCACAAAUGUGCCUGUGGAACUUGUUGUUUUGAUGGACAGUAAAUGUAGGACGAAAGUUGAAGCAAUGGUGAGCUUAACAGAAGCUGAUAUGCAUCGAUUUGAGAAUCAUCCUGAUAUCGUAGCAUUGACUUCAUUGAUGGAGAGCUCGCCUUAAGUGCUCGACUUAACUUAUCUAUCAAUAAAUCAGGACACUUAUCUAGUCCUCGGAAAGAAUCCUCAUUUCAUUGCUAAGAGAUGUGAAUAUUAUUUAUUUAGUAUCAACUACAUGGGAAGACAUUUAACAUGAUACAUAAAUUAAAACUAAAUCUUUUUUAUCGCCA
Molecule: messenger RNA, 1483 nt
Organism: Daucus carota subsp. sativus
Lineage: Eukaryota; Viridiplantae; Streptophyta; Magnoliopsida; Apiales; Apiaceae
Product: acetyl-CoA-benzylalcohol acetyltransferase
Exons: 1
Coding region: 1-1317 (438 amino acids)
Source: RefSeq, a predicted model, not a curated record